Messenger RNA from Mustela lutreola (European mink), 1497 nucleotides. It is a transcript of the gene CBLN1, whose product is annotated as cerebellin 1 precursor. The record is from RefSeq and is a predicted model, not a curated record. NCBI's taxonomy places the organism in Eukaryota, Metazoa, Chordata, Mammalia, Carnivora, Mustelidae. Gene Ontology annotation, cellular component: synaptic cleft; glutamatergic synapse. The transcript is spliced from 3 exons. Gene Ontology annotation, molecular function: protein binding. Bases 45 to 626 code for a protein of 193 amino acids.
AAGCAGCCCCCGGGGUGGGGGGCGGGGUGGGCGCCGGCGUCGCGAUGCUGGGCGUCGUGGAGCUGCUGCUGCUGGGGGCGGCGUGGCUGGCGGGCCCGGCCCGCGGGCAGAAUGAGACGGAGCCCAUCGUGCUGGAAGGCAAGUGCCUGGUGGUGUGCGACUCCAACCCCACGUCCGAUCCCACCGGCACAGCUCUGGGCAUCUCUGUACGCUCUGGCAGCGCCAAGGUGGCUUUCUCUGCCAUCAGAAGCACCAACCACGAGCCGUCCGAGAUGAGUAAUCGCACUAUGAUCAUCUACUUUGACCAGGUACUAGUGAACAUCGGGAACAACUUUGAUUCUGAACGCAGCACUUUCAUCGCCCCGCGCAAAGGGAUCUACAGUUUUAACUUCCACGUGGUUAAAGUCUACAACAGACAGACCAUUCAGGUGAGCCUCAUGUUAAAUGGGUGGCCGGUGAUUUCAGCCUUUGCUGGUGACCAGGACGUGACCCGGGAGGCUGCCAGCAACGGAGUUCUAAUCCAGAUGGAGAAAGGCGACCGAGCAUACCUCAAGCUGGAGCGGGGGAACUUGAUGGGGGGCUGGAAGUACUCGACCUUCUCCGGAUUCCUGGUGUUUCCCCUCUGACUGGCUCAUUGCCGGAAUGGAGGCACGGAGAGGGCGAAGGCAGGAGAGAGAAUGAGAAAGAGGCUGAAAUUUAGAGGACUUGAAACUUCCUACAUGUUCCCCAGCUGUAUCCGGGUAAAAGGUGCGCGCCGGGGGAUCGGACUACUCUGUCCGUUUCCUCAAUAGAAAAAGUAAAUUCCGCUUAGCUCUGCGCACUCCCAUUUCCAAAAAUAAACUCGUCUCCCCGAUUCCGGUUGAAGUAAUCAAGAAAGAGAGACUGCCUUGUCAUUGUUUCUACCCCCAUGUUCCUAUCCCUUACAAUUUAUACAAAAGAAACUGUAUUUCACUGUAUAACGUGAAAUAUCUUCCUCCUCACUCCCCUAUGAAUCUUUCCACCUGCUGAAAUCUAAUAUGCCCCUCCCCUCUUUUUAGUUUGGAGAGGGGAUAAGGUUUUUGUUCGUUUUUUUUUUUUUUUUUUUUUGGUUUGGUUUUAUUUUGAAAGGGGGAGGUAGUUUUAAUUUGGCAAAUAUUGGUCUUAAAAUACAGCUCAAGAGUUAAUUAGCUGAACAUACUUUGUGUUCUCCGCUGCUUGUUAGCAGAGAAAGGACUCACCUUCGGGGUGACUGGUUCAAAAAUAUAUAUAAAUAUAUAUCAUUUGUAUUCAAAGAACUCUUCCCAGUGGAAACUGGCUGUAUUUCCGUAUUUCUAUGUCCUAUUCGGAGUGAUCGUGAAAGGCUGCUUGAUGUCUUGAUGCUUGUCAAUGCCCUCGUGUUCUGUGGCUCACUAAAUGCCAGGAGGUUCUUCCGGACGCUUCCUCGUCCUCUGUAACAUACGUGUGAAUAGCCAAGAUUUAAUUUUGCUUUAACCCAAUAAAGUUGAAGUGGGACUUUUA